GAAUGAGGGAAGUGAGAGUGUGUGUAAGUACAAAACAGAGAAGCAAAGCUCUGCUAGACCAUCUUGACAUCUAAUCUUGACACCUCAGUUCACUUUAUCUUAUAAAAAUGAUGAGCACUGAUCACACUGAAUGGAAAACAUCAUUGCUAGCAGUACUUGCUAGUAGCUCAGUAUUUCUAUAAGAUGCCCUGACCAGUCAAGACCACUAGUAGACCUGAUGCCACAGCCCAUCAUUUAAGUACAGGAUAUGUUGUCCUGCACAAGCGCGCAGGUGUCAGGAUCACCGUCUGAUGGACAGGGAGGGCGUGACGUCAUCAACGGGGCACCAACGAGUUUGCCAAAGAAAAGCUUGUAGAUUCAUUCCACUGUGGAAGAGGGACACCGGGAGUCGAACAAAUGAGGUGUAUCUCAAAUGAACGCUCUCUCAGCGGUUUCUCCGGGUGACACUAUCGCGGGGAAUGCAUGAGGAGCGUGACACAUAGCUGCGUGAGGAGAAUGGAGGGUACAGGACAGCCUGGAGCUGGAGACGCCUCUCACAGGCAAUGCCCUAUUGCUCCUCUCUAAGCAAUGGCCUGGCAAAAUACAUCCCCAUUCCGAUAUGGCUUUGACCUGGGGGGAUAUUACCAGGAUCUGCGUCCUCUGGGCAUGGGAGCAUCAGGCCUCGUCCUCUCUGCGGUGGACAGGCGCAGCGGCCUGCGUGUGGCAGUGAAGAAGCUGGUAAUGCGAGAUGCCGUCAGCGUAAAACACGCUCUGAGGGAGGUGAAGAUCACCCGCCGCCUUCAGCAUGAGAAUGUGGUUAGGGUGUAUGACGUGUUGGGGCCAUCCGGUCACCCUUUACCCCGUGACUUGACCCAUGUCCCGGCAAUAUACAUUGUGCAAGAGUGUAUGGAAACUGACCUGGCAAAGUUACUCGAGCAAGGGCCGUUGCCAGCAGAACACGCCACCCUGCUCUUUUAUCAGCUGCUUCGUGGGCUCAAGUUCAUCCACUCGGCCAACGUGCUGCACCGUGACCUCAAGCCAGCGAACAUCUUUAUAAACACGGAGCAAAUGCUGCUGAAGAUCGGAGACUUCGGCCUGGCUCGCAUUGUCGACCCACAUUACUCACACAAGGGUUACCUGUCAGAGGGAAUGGUCACUAAAUGGUACCGUUCACCAAGACUGUUGCUGUCUCCAAAUAACUACACUAAAGCAAUCGACAUGUGGGCCGCAGGCUGCAUUCUGGCUGAGAUGCUCACAGGACGCAUGCUGUUUGCAGGUGCUCAUGAGCUGGAGCAGAUGCAGCUGAUUUUGGACACUGUGCCUGUUAUUAGAGAGGAGGAUAGACAGGAACUACUGAAGGUCAUGCCCUCUUUUGUAGGUCAAGGGUGGGAGGUCAAGAGGUCACUCAGAGAACUACUGUCAGAGGUGGAGGACAAAGGCAUUGAUUUCCUGGAGUGCAUCCUCACUUUUAAUCCCAUGGACCGGCUGACAGCAGAAGCAGCUUUGUCUCAUCCAUACAUGCAAAGAUACUCGUGUCCUCAGGAUGAGCCUGUCUCCCUGCAGCCUUUUCGUAUAGAGGACGAGCUAGAGGACAGUGUGGUCACUGAGCACGGUCAUGCGCUCAGCUCCCACUGGGACAGGUAUGAUGGGAGUCUGUCUUCAGACGUUUUUUGGCGGCCGCAGGAGCAGUGUGGGUGCAUGCAGAGCGUCUCAGAGCUGGGAGAGGCAGAAGACGACGAAGUUCAAAGAGAUCCACGAGCGAGCUUGACGGCUCACAUCGAGGAGGCUCAGGUAGACCCUCGCAAAUACUCCCACAGCAGCUCCGCAGAGCGCUUCCUGGAGCAGUCCCACUCGUCUCUGGAGCGGGUCUGCGGCCAGUUCACCGAGCUGGACUGUGGCCGCUCCUGCGAUUACAAGGUGGGCUCUCCGUCCUACCUGGAUAAGAUUGCGUGGCGAGAAGGGAAGCCGCAGCACUACUCUGAACCCAAGCUAAUACUGGACCUGUCUCACUGGAGGCAUAACAGCAUGUCUGCUCCAAGAGGUGGCAGCGUGGAGAAGCUUCUUGCCGAGCCUGGAGAUCUGUUUCGGGAGAUCUCGCGCUGGGUGGAAAGCGCACAGUCUGGACUCCACUCACCCGGUUCUCCUCAAGAACCUCUCACCUCCCUGUGUUCCCCUCCUCAACCGCUGUCUCCUACAAUGCUGCCUCAUUCUCACACGCAAAGCCCAGCGCCUUUGCAACUGUCUAGCCCUCACCAGCUCCAUGAGGACAGGAGGAGGAGUCCUACCCCAUUCUUCUCCGCUCCUCCAUCUCUGCUGCCCUCAUCUCCUUCCUCUCCUCAUCAUGAUUCAUCUGAUUAUCCGUCUUCCUCUAUUUGUUGUGAAAAUGAUGAAGAGCCCUCGCAGAUGGAUCCUUCCGGAGAGGAACAUUUUGACCUAGAUGUGUUUAUCUCUCAGGCUCUGAGGCUUUGUAGUCAGAGCGAGGUACUCUCGGAGAACGCGGAUGCUCCCAAACCAGGCAACGUUAGCCGCGUUCAUAAUAUCUCAGAUCACAGACCCUCCAGAACACAAACUCCAACCCCUGAGAUUGUCAAGGCUCAUGAGUGCCAUAAGGAGCACUGGUAGAAGAGAGAUGUGACUUUUUAUUUAAUGAUUUUAAAGAUGUUUGAUUAGUACAGCUUAUUUAAGGUGGCAUGAAUUAAUGUGAAUACCGAGGACCUUUUGAAGACCAGAUUUUUGAGAAUGUUGUUUUAUUAUGCUGAGAUUCUGUAUUCCACCAGAAAUCCAAAGUAUUUACCUCUAGGAGGAGGAUCACCUGACAAAAACAUCUGAGAUCUCAGAUAUGAAUUGAAUGGAGCCCUGAAGGCCCAUGGUGAUGUGAACAUUUUUAUUUGUUCUCUCUCUCAAGAAAAUGUGUUUUUACGAGAGACAUCUGCGUGCUCUCAUAUUUGAUUUCCCGCACUUUAAUGCUGUUAACUAUUCCAACUUUUUAAUAUUUUUUUUGGUGAAUUGAUUUAAAGCAUAUGAAAACUAAUUUUGUUAGACAAAUUUUGAAAGUUUCUUAGGAAAUGAAAGGAAAAUGCAAAAAGUAUUUUUUCCCCUUUCAACUAAUUUCCCCCCACAACUGUAUCUCUUGAGACCCUUCUGUAAAUUUGAAACUAAAAUGUUUUAUUGAAUGUUACUAAAAGUUUUGUGCAAGAGUGAAGAAUUUGUCUGUUAAUUCUGUUUAGCACAAACUUAGGUCUGCAUAAUUUUUAAUUAGCACUUAAUUAAAUUAUAUAAAUAAGUGCGUAAUGGAGGUAAUUUUUCAACCGUUAUCUAAAAAAAAUGGCACUUUUGAUAUUAAAGUUUUCACUUACAAUGAAAUAAAGACUAGUCAUUUCAA
Ctenopharyngodon idella (grass carp) is the source of this 3361-nucleotide messenger RNA. RefSeq names its product mitogen-activated protein kinase 4 (gene mapk4). Lineage: Eukaryota; Metazoa; Chordata; Actinopteri; Cypriniformes; Xenocyprididae. Gene Ontology annotation, cellular component: nucleus; cytoplasm. Bases 568 to 2601 code for a protein of 677 amino acids. The record is from RefSeq and is a predicted model, not a curated record. The transcript has 8 exons. Gene Ontology annotation, molecular function: MAP kinase activity; ATP binding. Gene Ontology annotation, biological process: protein phosphorylation; cell surface receptor signaling pathway; intracellular signal transduction.